AUGUCGACUUCGCUGGUCCUGCAUCCACGCUGGGCGGACACCUUAAUGUACGUGUAUGAAAAAAGCCCGAAUGAAAAUAAUCAGAAUAAAAGCCAAGCCAUGGAGGGACUGAGCGGGAACUGCCCUGCGACCCACUGCAGGGAUCUGAUCUCGCACCCAGCGCUGGGGCGACAUUCGGGCAGCAUAGCGACUCACCAGGGCUCAGUAUACUCGGACAUAUCCUCCCCAGACGCCGGCCGACAGUGUCCCGCUCCACAGACUUCAUCUAGCGCCUCUCUGGGCUAUGGUUACCCCUUUGGAAGCCCUUACUAUGGGUGCAGGUUGUCUCACUCGCACAACCUUCAGCAGAAGCCCUGCUCUUAUCACCCAGCGGAGAAAUACGUCGAGCCAAGCAGCGCUUUGCCCACGGAAGAACUGUCCACCAGGGCAAAAGAGUUCGCGUUUUACCCCGGAUUUGCCAGCUCAUACCAGGCGGUCCCGAGCUACCUAGAUGUGUCAGUGGUUCCUAGUAUUAGUGCGCACUCUGAACCGCGGCACGACGCACUGAUACCAAUGGAAGGCUACCAGCACUGGGCUCUUUCUAAUGGCUGGGAUGGGCAGGUGUACUGUGCUAAAGAGCAAACGCAGUCGGCUCAUCUCUGGAAGUCACCGUUCCCAGAUGUGGUUCCCUUACAGCCUGAAGUGAGCAGCUACCGCCGAGGUCGAAAAAAGCGCGUCCCUUACACCAAGAUCCAACUCAAGGAGUUGGAAAAAGAGUACGCGGCCAGUAAGUUCAUCACCAAAGACAAGAGAAGACGCAUCUCCGCCACAACCAACCUCUCCGAGCGACAGGUCACUAUCUGGUUCCAGAACCGUCGUGUGAAAGAAAAGAAGUUCAUCAGCAAAUCCAAGAACAACACCCACAUGCACAACACCUGAUACCUGUGGCUCUGGCUCAUGGACUUUAUUUUCGGUUGAAAACUAUUGCCUUUUGUCAGAAACAUUCUAAAGGAGACUUCAGUGUCCUUCUCCCAAGGCGUAUUUAUAAAUUGGAAACCUUUCCAAUUGCAUCAGUUCGGGAGGGACGCCAGAAACUCAAAAUCAGUUCAUAAUUGUCUUUUAUACGACUGUAUAUAUGUAUAUAUACUGUAUAUUUCCAUUAGUAACUCACAGCCUGAAUGGUAAAGUUUUGCCACACUUAAAUAUCGAAACAAAAAAGGAAAGAAAGAAAAAAACUAAAGUAUUCUCUUAGAGACUGCGGAAAUGGAAUAAAGAAGUACACAUUAAAAAAUUAAAUCAGAACUAUGUUGGUAUGGUGGAUGUGGUGACGGGCAGAUUUGGUUUAAAAAAAAAAGGUAAAGUAACUUACAGUGUGAGACACAACUUGGUUGGUUUCAAUGCUUAUGAUACAA
Messenger RNA from Scleropages formosus (Asian bonytongue), 1391 nucleotides. RefSeq names its product homeobox C13a (gene hoxc13a). Gene Ontology annotation, biological process: regulation of DNA-templated transcription. The record is from RefSeq and is a predicted model, not a curated record. Bases 1 to 918 code for a protein of 305 amino acids. Gene Ontology annotation, molecular function: DNA-binding transcription factor activity, RNA polymerase II-specific; DNA binding. NCBI's taxonomy places the organism in Eukaryota, Metazoa, Chordata, Actinopteri, Osteoglossiformes, Osteoglossidae. The transcript has 2 exons.